AUGCCAAGAGGAUUUCUAGUGAAGAGGAACAUUAAAUCGUCUCCGGUAUCAUAUAGGAUUCGGAGUGAGGAAAGACAGCCAGUGCAAAUUCCUCUUUUGAGCGGGAAUGCGCGAGCAGCCGUAUGCCCACGGAGCAUUUCACAGCUAUGUCCUCAGAAAAAUAGUCCAGCACAGCUGAAGGAUGGAUUUACACAAGAUGAAAUGCUGGACACGACCCAUAGAAAGAACGAACGAGAGGAGGACGGUGUUUCAGGUACAUCCUACACUAAAGACACUUUCUCAGAGUAUAGUAUCUCUGGUUGGGCUAAUGUCUCUUACACACCCAUCAAACCUAUUGACAAGGAGCUCGAGAACGACUUCUUUGACACUUGUCUAAGGCAGUCUACUUCAGAUGAGCAUUUCGUUGCUGCAGCCUCGAUAAACCCAAUAGAGAGGCUCUUGGUUCAACCCUCUUUCUCCCCGAUGACUGCGAAGUGUGGAGGCGUUACUCGCCUGUACUCACCUUUCCACGGGAGUAAGAGAUGCGUGCCUGAUCCUGGCCACCGCAAGCAGAAGAGCGCCCCGAAGAAGUCAAAAGUAAUCAGGAAACUGAACUUCGAGGAUGAGGUGAGCACUUCCCCCGUCUUGGGUCUACGAAUUAAGGUUGAUCCCACGGAGUGCAAGCCGUCAUCGGCACUGAUGAAUAAACCCCUUGGAGAAUUCAUCUGUCAGUUGUGCAAAGAACAAUAUUCGGACCCGUUCGCUCUUGCUCAGCACAAGUGCUCUAGGAUCGUUCGCGUGGAGUACCGCUGCCACGAGUGUGAUAAAGUCUUCAGCUGCCCAGCUAACCUGGCCUCUCACCGGCGCUGGCACAAACCUCGAACUGAUCCAAAUCCCCAGAGGGACAACCAGAAUUGCUUGGUGCCAGGCAGCAAGGAGAACUCGGGGGAGGACGGCAACAGCUCCGGCACCAUGGACAGCGCCAAGGAGCCAGGCUGUUCGCGAGCUGGUGCAGCCCAGCGGCUGGACGGCCGCUUCCAAUGUCGCUACUGCGGCAAGAGAUUCCGUCGACAGGCUUACCUGAGAAAGCACCUAAGCGCCCACGAGGCGGCUGGGUCGAGCGUCCACAGCCACCUUCGGGCGGCCCGGAUGUCUUUCCCUUGUCAGCUGUGCGGGUCGGACGUGCAGACGGCCGAGAGCCGUGACAAGCACCUGCUCUGGCAUGCAGUCAGCGGCGCAGGACCGGCGCUUUUCGGGCCGGACUGUGGUGAGAAAUGCGCCGCUCCCGACGAGCACCCUAACAAGAGCGACCUGGGAGCCCUGCCCUUCUGUUGCAAACUCUGCUCAUCGACUUUCUUCAGCUCGCCCGGACUCACUAGGCACAUCAACAAGUGCCACCCGUCAGAGAAUAGACAGGUGCUGCUCCUGCCUCUGCCGGCUUCGGUGGGCUGUUAG
Messenger RNA from Mobula hypostoma (lesser devil ray), 1434 nucleotides. Its product is annotated as insulinoma-associated protein 1b. Gene Ontology annotation, molecular function: RNA polymerase II cis-regulatory region sequence-specific DNA binding; DNA-binding transcription repressor activity, RNA polymerase II-specific. The record is from RefSeq and is a predicted model, not a curated record. Bases 1 to 1434 code for a protein of 477 amino acids. NCBI's taxonomy places the organism in Eukaryota, Metazoa, Chordata, Chondrichthyes, Myliobatiformes, Myliobatidae. The transcript has a single exon. Gene Ontology annotation, cellular component: transcription repressor complex; nucleus. Gene Ontology annotation, biological process: negative regulation of transcription by RNA polymerase II; regulation of cell cycle process; neuron differentiation.